UAAACAAAAAAAAUCCCACUUUGAAGUCCACCAUUCUCUCCGGUGAUCUUUCUCUCCACAAAACCCUAACCAAUCGCACAAAGUAUCCACCAAACCUCUACAAUCACCACUACAAAUCUGCUACAAUUCCGUUCAAUUCACUCAAAUGGAUCGAAAACGGACGGAGAGUCCGGUGUACACACGGCAGUGGAGCAGCACUGGUUCAUCUUCUCCGGCGAUGUCACCGGCGCAUCCGCAGUCAAGGCUAGGUCAACCUUCCGGAUACUCAACGAUUAAGCGGACGCAAAACGUUGCUGCGAAAGAAGCGGCGAAGCGUUUGGCGAAAGUUAUGGCGUCGCAGAGUACUGAGGAUGAAGAUCAGGAGGAAGAUGAGGAGCUAGGGUUCCGGUUUGCUGUUACGACGUCGUUUGGGAAGAACAGUGGUAGUAGUAAUGGUACUGUUGGCUCGUUUGGUAGAGUUAAUAGAUCGCCGUCACCGGCGUUAGGUCGGAACUUUAUGGAGCACACUUCUUCUAAUCGCUCCACGUCAGCAGGAAGGCCAUCGGUUCGCACAGGACAGAUUGUACCACCUAAUAGACCGUCUUUGAGACAACCUGAUUCCAUCACACCCUCAUUAGGACCGCCUGCUGGCAACCGACCUAGAGAAAAAAGGUUCACAACGGACAUUGGACAUGGCAAAGAUAUGGGAGAUCAGCACGAAGCAUCUGCACUUCGCGAUGAACUUGAUAUGCUACAAGAAGAGCAUGACAUUGUUAUAGAUAAGCUUCGUCGUGUAGAAGAAAAACGUGAAGAAGCAGAGGCUAGGGCAAGGGAGCUGGAGAAACAGGUGGCUUCUCUAGGAGAAGGGGUAUCUUUGGAGGCUAAGUUGUUGAGCAGGAAAGAAGCAGCAAUACGUCAAAGAGAGGCUGCUUUAAAAGCUGCACAACAAACAAGAGAUGGAAGAGAUGUAGAAGUUUCGAAUCUACGUGCAGAACUUGAGAAAGUUAAAGAUGAGACCGCUGGUGCCAUGGAGCAGCUCAUGGAAGCUGAAUCUGAAGCAAAAGCACUUCGCACGAUGACACAAAGAAUGGUUUUGACUCACGAAGAGAUGGAGGAGGUAGUUCUAAAGAGGUGUUGGCUUUCUCGUUACUGGGGUUUAGCUGUACAGCAUGGUAUUUGUGCUGACAUAGCUGGGUCAAAGCAUGAGCAUUGGUCAUCAUUUGCACCCCUGCCAUUUGAAGUUGUCAUUUCAGCUGGUCAAAAGGCGAGGGAUGAAUCUUGGCAUGUUGGUGAAGAUGAUUCUGACAGGAGAAAAGUCGUUCGUGAUAUAAAUGACUUAACCGGGGAAGGAAAUAUUGAGAGUAUGCUUUCAGUUGAUAUGGGUUUGAGGGAAAUGGCAUCCUUAAAGGUAGAAGAUGCUGUUGUGCUGGCAUUGGCCCAAAAACGUCGUCCGAAUUUAGUACGGCAGUCUGUUCCUGAUCUGAAAUCCCCUGGUGAUACAAAGUUUGUGGAGGGAUAUGAGUUGAGUCUUGAGGAAGCUGAAGAUGUUUCUUUUAAAGAGGCUUGGCUUACGUAUUUUUGGAGAAGAGCCAAGGUUCAUGGUGUGGAAGAGGAUAUUGCUGAAGAUCGGCUUCACUUUUGGAAAAGCCGUAGUGCGACAUCUCCCACUUCUCAUGAUGCUGUUGACGUUGAGCGAGGGCUAACAGAAUUGAGGAAGUUGGGGAUAGAACAGCAGCUCUGGGAAGCGUCUCGAAAGGAAAUCGACCAAUCAUCUUCAUUUCCAGUUGAAAAUUCUAAAGAAUCUGCAGAAGAAGAUGCCUCCUUGUGAUUCUCCUUUUUUUUCAUGUUCAUUUCUUUUAUUUUUUUUUAUUAAAAAAACUAAAUUUUGCUGUUUUGAGUGUUAAUAUAUGAACUGUGAAUCUGUGAAGUAUGUGUAUAAUUGGUUGGAUGGUGAUGCAGCUUAGAUAUAGUGUCUUCCCACUGCAUUUGAGAGCAGCACAAUAGUGUGUAUUUAUGUUGUACAGUACAGGUUUAUAAUACAUUUGGGUUGAGCAAUUUUUGUACGAA
This is a messenger RNA of Helianthus annuus (common sunflower), 2046 nucleotides long. Its product is annotated as coiled-coil domain-containing protein SCD2. Gene Ontology annotation, biological process: cytokinesis by cell plate formation. The record is from RefSeq and is a predicted model, not a curated record. The transcript has 17 exons. Lineage: Eukaryota; Viridiplantae; Streptophyta; Magnoliopsida; Asterales; Asteraceae. Bases 146 to 1807 code for a protein of 553 amino acids.